GGUUCUGGCCGAGAGCUGAAACUGCCACGCAUAAGCGCCUGAACCAGCGGGGUUGCCUCAGGCCGGAUUUCCCCGGCCAUCUUAUCUUCUUCAGCUUCAGCUUCAGCCUCCCCUGUCGGCCCUCCUUUCCUUCUCAUCGCCUCUUCGUCCUCGAUCAAUUCGUCUAGUCUUAUCGCCCUUGCUAUUACUUUCUUGUAUUCUUAUUGAAAUCUUUAUAUUUCUUUCUCAAAAUUAUCAAAAUUUCUCUUAUCCCCCAUACUUAUCUCAAUGGCCCGAACGCAUCCCAGUUCCUUCCAGCAGCUGGAAAAGCUUGGUGAAGGAACCUACGCCACGGUCUACAAAGGCCGAAACUGUCAGACAGGGGAAAUGGUGGCGUUGAAGGAGAUCCACCUCGACUCAGAAGAAGGAACACCCUCGACAGCGAUUCGCGAGAUUUCGCUUAUGAAGGAGCUCCACCACGACAACGUUUUAUCACUCUACGACGUCGUCCAUACCGAGAACAAACUCAUGUUGGUUUUCGAAUAUAUGGACCAAGACUUGAAGCGCUACAUGGAUACUCACGGCAAUCACGGCCAGUUGGAACCCUCGAUCAUAAAGUCAUUCUCCUUUCAACUCCUGCGGGGUAUAACAUUUUGCCAUGACAAUCGAAUUCUCCACCGCGAUCUCAAGCCCCAGAAUCUACUUAUCAACUCCAAGGGCCAGCUCAAGCUCGCCGACUUUGGCCUCGCGCGCGCAUUCGGAAUCCCAGUCAAUACAUUCUCCAACGAAGUCGUGACACUUUGGUACCGCGCGCCGGACGUGCUUCUUGGGAGCCGCACUUAUAAUACUAGCAUCGAUGUCUGGUCAAUUGGUUGCAUUAUUGCAGAGAUGUUCACUGGCCGUGCGCUGUUCCCGGGCACAACAAAUGAAGAUCAACUUCAGAGAGUCUUCCGUGUCAUGGGUACGCCAGCCGAACGCACCUGGCCAGGCGUAUCGCAGUUUCCGGAGUAUAAAAGCAAUUUUCCCGUCUAUGGUGCUCAGGAUCUCCGACAUAUUGUCCCUAGAAUCGAUCCAUUGGGUCUCGACCUGCUUAGGUGUAUGUUGCGUCUUCCACCUGACCUGCGCAUCAGUGCUGCCGAUGCACUACGACACCCCUGGUUCGAUGACCUUCCUGGGGCCCGAGCUGUCUCUUCGUGA
Messenger RNA from Aspergillus versicolor CBS 583.65, 1176 nucleotides. RefSeq lists its product as uncharacterized. The record is from RefSeq and is a predicted model, not a curated record. NCBI's taxonomy places the organism in Eukaryota, Fungi, Ascomycota, Eurotiomycetes, Eurotiales, Aspergillaceae. Bases 268 to 1176 code for a protein of 302 amino acids. Gene Ontology annotation, molecular function: ATP binding; cyclin-dependent protein serine/threonine kinase activity. The transcript has 3 exons. Gene Ontology annotation, biological process: protein phosphorylation. Gene Ontology annotation, cellular component: nucleus; cytoplasm.